Cylindrotheca closterium is the source of this 738-nucleotide messenger RNA. The record is from the annotation of a GenBank genome assembly. NCBI's taxonomy places the organism in Eukaryota, Bacillariophyta, Bacillariophyceae, Bacillariales, Bacillariaceae.
AUGGAAUCCUCGCCUCUUGAAUCAUCUAUAGUCGAACUGAACAACGUCGGUUUGGCUCACUUUCUAUCCGGUGACUAUCAAAGGGCCAUUGAUUCCUUAGGAAUGGCCUGCCAUGUUAUUGAUCGAUUCCAGUCCCAGCCUAUCGAUGGUUAUUCAGUUCCCAAUGGUCCACAACAACUCUAUUCAGCUUGUGAUGAUGGCAUUUCGAGUACAAUGAAUCAAUAUAUUGAUCAAGUUCUUAGAAAGACACCCCCAUCAAAGAAUCCCGAACCCUCUAAUUUUUCGAACUCUUCCUCCGGCACGAUCCACUCCUUGUACAACAGAGGACUGGUCAUGGCCACGGGCCAAUGUGGCCAUAUACUAACAGGAGAAUACCUGCAUUGCACCAGUGCCGUGAUUCUGUACAAUUUAGCGCUAGUCUACCACAACAUGGGGGUUCGGCAGGGAAUAUCCGCUGCUCUUCCGCAUGCACUGCAAAUGUACGAGUCUGCCUUUCAUCGGCUGAGACGAGUCACUUGUAUAGUGGAAUGCCACAAACUAUUGCUGGCGAUACUGAAUAACAUGGGCAAUAUCUUUGCACAGUCCUUCCAAGUGGAUCAUACUGUGGAAUGCUUCAAGCAGCUACGCCAAGCUCUGUCUAUUCCCAAUCCAUCAAUGGACGUGGACGAAGACUACAUAUUCUUUCUAUUGAAUGCACUGUUUCAACCGAAAGAGCUUUGUUUUGCUCCUGCCGCAUAG